Messenger RNA from Lethenteron reissneri (Far Eastern brook lamprey), 1054 nucleotides. RefSeq names its product cilia- and flagella-associated protein 74-like. The record is from RefSeq and is a predicted model, not a curated record. Lineage: Eukaryota; Metazoa; Chordata; Hyperoartia; Petromyzontiformes; Petromyzontidae.
CGUCGUCUGACGAGCAUCGCCGUUGGUAGAUCCUCGCUCUUGUUUACAAGCGCGAUGGUCUACGUUGCCAUGCAACACAUCAGGUGUCAAGGUGUCGCUCUCCCUAGGAAGAGGUUUUGUCUGUCUCGGUGGGCUCCAACAGGAAGACGCAGAGCACAACGCGGGAUUCCGUGAGUCUCGUUGGUGACGAACGCACGCGUGAGUAACAGUCGGCUUUGGCAUCCCGAAGUACCACAGCGAGAAGUCCGUGACAGGCCACUGGUCAGGACAUGAAAACCCGUCCGUUCGGACCCAGUGAAGCAGAGGGAGGAGGCCCCGUGCUGAAGGAAAAGCCAAAGGGCCAACGCAGACUGGGGCUGACGGUUCAGGGCCGCUCCUUUUCCAGCAAGCCCAACGUCAUAGCCUUCAAGAACUUUGAUGUUGGUAAAAUAUACAAGUUGAAAGCGGUUCUCACCAAUGUGUCCUACACCAGCAACUUCUGCCGCUACAAGGGCAUGAGCGAACAUCUGGAGGACUACGUCAGUGUGCGGUUCAAGCCUCCGGGACAGAUAUCUGCAGGAAUGUCCUUUGAGCUGAUGGUGACCUUCGAGGGGACAGUGAGUGCCAGCAGCCACACGGGGAGGGCUUCUGACGGAGUGCAGGAGCAGUCGGCUCUCGGCGUGUCCAUCGCUCCAAAAACGAGGACCUGAAUGGAGAGCUGCAGUUUGCAGCUCAGAGCGGACCCUUCACAGUGCCAGUGCAGUGCACAACGAAGAAAUGUGACGUGACGGUGGACAGGUCCAAGAUUGACUUUGACACCCACGUGGUCGGAGAGACCAUAAUAAGGAGGACCUUCACGUUGGUGAACCGAGGCGCUCUCGGGACCAGAUUCCGUUUCGUGAAGGCAGACUAUGAAGAGGCACAAGAGGUCCGGGCAGCCACCACGUGUGCGUGUGGCAGUGCCAGCCCACAGCAAGGCCCUGCAAGCACACACACUCCCGUAGGGCUGUUGUCUCCGUCAGUCGCCUCUACUCACAGGCCAGCCACAGAUAAAUUUCGAUUGAAAGCUUUCGUG